Messenger RNA from Neospora caninum, 1497 nucleotides. RefSeq lists its product as hypothetical. The record is from RefSeq and is a predicted model, not a curated record. The transcript is spliced from 2 exons. Lineage: Eukaryota; Apicomplexa; Conoidasida; Eucoccidiorida; Sarcocystidae. The coding region runs from base 1 to 1497 and encodes 498 amino acids.
AUGGCGGCACCGCGCCACCGUCCAACAGACGAUUUUGAUCCCUCAACUUUCUCUGCCUCUUUUGCGCGAAAAAAAGCCUCUCUCGCCUCCUCCGCUAAAAAAUGUCUCGCCUCCUCGUUGGUCUUCUUGCUCGCUUCCUUUCUGCUGGCGUGGCGCGUGCCCGUGCUCGCCAGCACUGCCGCGCCUGCUGUAGACGGCCUGGAAGGUAAAGAAACUGCCGGAGUCCUGAACGAUGGCGAACAUGCUGGGUCCGCAGAAGAAAAGUUGGUGGGGGCGGCUGUGGCAAACAGCCGUGCAGAAAGCGCAGCCCUGUCUGGGGACCUAGACGACGGCCACGACGCCGCCUCGUCCGGGUCGGCUCAGGGAGAGGCUGAAGAGGGGGAAUUCGCUGCAGUUGACGGUCCAUCUGACGUCGGCAUGGACGACUUUUCCUCUCUGCCUCCCUUCUUUGCCGACAAAGAACACGCGGCGUUUGCCGACCUCGUUUCAUCAACAGAUAACUCGGACGUCAGCGGCCUGAUCAACAGCCUCUUGUCGGUGAUGAUGGAGAACGCCGAGGAAGUUGGUAUCAAAGAUGAAACCUCCCAGCCGGAAGACGAAGGGAUUCGGGAAACGGAGACCCUCGUGCGAGGAGAGACAGGGGAGAGCGGGAAGGUGUUUGCAGCAGUGGAGGAGGCAGAGCACGAGGAAGGAAUGCUUCAAAAGGCGGUGGAGCUGGAGCGUUUGGGAGACCACACAGGAAGCCGAGGCGCCGCCCUGAGGGGCGGGAGGAACCUCUCCGAGGACAGCCCGUCGGAGGUCAACGCGCCUCUCCCGGCAGAAGGAGUUGAGAUGAACCACGACCUGGAAGGCUCGACACAUCCAGCAGGAGCAGCCCUUGCGGAGGCACUGGCCGUCGGAAGCGUCUUGGAAGGUUUCCCAGACUCGACGGCGUUGCUCGGAGAUCCUACGCAGGCAGACCUGAAGGAUGAGGCGAGCAAUGCGGUCGCGCUCGACGCCCAGGCGGUCCAAGACGCCUCCAGUGUCUCGGCCUCCACAGAAGCUGAGGGUCUCCGAGCCGAUUCGGUUUCCGGAAACGCAGAAACAGCGCACUCUGGUGCCGAGAACGGACCGUGGGAAAGUGACGGCGCGGCAGGCAACCGAGAGGCCGAAGCGGCUGACGAAUCCGGAGCAGCCGCUGGAGACGUGCCCACUGCGUCUGCAGUCGGGGUUGAGGAAGAGCCGACGGCUGCGGCUCAGAGCCAUCGAAGCAGAGGAUCUGCCAGGCAACCGUCACGCCGUUCCAGGGCGUCACGUGUGGGCGCUGCGCAACGAGAGAGCAAACGCAAGACAGCCGCAAAGACGCUUGCCUCCGUUGUAGCGGCUCUCGCAGUUCUUGGAGGAGGGGUAGCCGCAUACGGCCAUGUCAGGAGCAAACAAAGGGAGAGUACAAUCACGGAGAGUCCCGGAGCGAGUCCCGGGGCGAGUACCACGGGUGUGCCCACCGCUGCUGUUUAG